Vicia faba (fava bean) is the source of this 1701-nucleotide messenger RNA. The record is from the annotation of a GenBank genome assembly. NCBI's taxonomy places the organism in Eukaryota, Viridiplantae, Streptophyta, Magnoliopsida, Fabales, Fabaceae.
AUGGCGGAUCGGGGAGAAGACGAGGAUUUGGAAAUGGCGAUUCGGAUGAGCAUGACGCCGGAGCCGAAGCGGAACAAGCCUAGGGACGAAGUCGCGGGGGUUGUUUCGGGGUUGCCGGAGGAUUCGCCGGAAUCCAAGACUCGGAGGCGGGAGCUCAUGGCUGCGGCGGCUGAGAAGCGGAUGGCGACUGUGGUUAGGGUUUCGCCGUUGUCGCCAGUGGGGAAUAAAGAAUUGAAAAAAGGGGGUGAAGUUGUGAGGAGAGUGGAUGAAUUGCCUCUGAGAGAUCAGAGUUUGUGUAAGGAGCUUUCUGCGGAGGAAGCUAAUAAGUUAUUUGUUAUGGUGUUUGGAAGUCAAGUUUCGAAGGAUAUUCUUGCACAGUGGUGCAACCAGGGAAUAAGAUUUAGCUCUGAUCCUGAAACAUCAAUGGGCCUAGUGCAGCAUGAAGGAGGCCCCUGUGGCGUUUUGGCAACUAUACAGGCAUUUGUGCUCAAAUACAUUAUUUUCUUCAGUAAUGAAUUGUCACGCAUACCACAGAAUCGGGGUCUGGGUGUGUCAAGUAAAAGUCACUCUGUUCCAUCAUAUAAUAUUUCUUCACUCACUGAAGAUGUAAAAGUAAGAGCCCUCGUAAGAAGUAUGGGUGAAAUUUUAUUUUCUUGUGGAAGUAAUAAAAGGGCCGUGAUUGCAACUUUGAGCAUUCCGGGGAAUGAUAUUCAACGUUUUGAAGGAAUCUCAGAGGAUGAGCAGGUUGUUGCAAGCUCACUUAAAGCUCUUUCCAUUGAGUCUUCCUUGGAUCUGCUGAAAGUUCUUAGAGUUGAAACUCACACGUCAGAAACAACUGCUUUUCAGAGGCUUGAAGCAAUUAUUCCUUUAUUUCAAAGUCGUAUGGGGGCAUUGCUCUUCCUAAUCUCUGCUUUACUUUCUCGUGGACUGGAUUUGGUUCAAAGUGACAGGGAUGAUCCCAGCCUACCCCUGGUUACUGCUCCUUUUGGGCAUGCCUCCCAGGAAAUUGUAAACCUACUGCUCUGUGGGCAGGCUGUUGCAAAUGUAUUUGAUGGAAGGAUGGAUUUAGGUGGAGGAAUGUUUCUGAAAGGUAUAUCCCGAAAUGUGGAAGUUGGAUUUCUCACCCUGCUAGAAUCCCUGAAUUUCUGCAAGGUUGGUCAGUUUCUGAAAACCCCAAAAUGGCCUAUAUGGGUUGUUGGGAGUGAAUCCCAUUACACAGUUUUGUUUGCUCUUGAUCCCACCGUUCAAAACGAGAAUGAAUUGGAAGGAAGGGAAACACAGAUCCGCAAAGCUUUUGAUGCACAAGAUCAAAGUGGAGGUGGCGGCUUCAUUAGUGUGGAGGGGUUCCAUCAAGUCAUCAGAGAAACAAAUAUCAAACUUCCACAAGUGAAGCUAGAUAACCUCUGCAGCGCAGGGUUCAUUGUAUGGAGUGAAUUCUGGCAGGUGAUUUUGGACUUAGACCAAAGCUUGGGAGGCUUGAAAGAUUCAUCAGGAUUGAUGGUUCCCCCAAGGUGGACACCUGAGGAAUUUAUGGCAGAUGUGCAAGGUCCAUCAGCUUCUGGUGCAAGUGACUCUACUGGGAAGGACAUUGAGGUAUCUAAACCAGAGCCUGUUCAGCAUGCGCCUUUGGUUGACUGCGUAAGGACACGUUGGCCACGUGCUGUCUGCAACUGGUCGGGUGAUCCUCCUAGUAUAGUCUGA